Ilex paraguariensis (yerba mate) is the source of this 1981-nucleotide messenger RNA. The record is from the annotation of a GenBank genome assembly. Lineage: Eukaryota; Viridiplantae; Streptophyta; Magnoliopsida; Aquifoliales; Aquifoliaceae.
AUGGAAACAGUUUUACCCGUUAUGUUGUCAUCAAAACUAUUGCCUGAGAUGGAAAUGGAUGACAAUGCCAAGAGAGAGCAGUUGUUACAAGGGAUGCAAAACCUGCCAGUAUCUGCACAAAUUGAGAAGUUAAAGACUAGAAUUGAUAUGAUCGCGGCAGCCUGUGAAAGUGCUGAAAAGGUCAUAGCUGAUACUCGCAAAGCCUAUUUUGGUACUCGACAAGGGCCAACAAUCCUCCCUACUUUGGACAAAGCUCAAGCUGCAAAAAUCCACGAACAAGAGAAUUUACUUCGGAGUGCUGUGAAUCAUGGGUUACGAAUACCUGGAGACCAAAGGCAGAAUGGAUCUGCACUUCCGUUGCAUCUUGUAGAUGUGCUCCCUGUGGGUGACAGUGCCCAGACUUUUGCUGAUACAUCUGGCAUGUACCUGAAAAAUACUCCUCCCCUGUCAUCAAACAACACCAACAGUCAAGGAACUUUGUUACAGGGUUCUGGAGCACAACUAAUCGGAAGAGCGGUGGCUUCUCCUUCUGGUGCUACUGGAACAACCUCCUUUGAUAAUACAACAGCCUCUCCUCUGCCAUAUGCCAACUCGCCUAGGUCUAGUGCCAAUAUGAUGAAUACACCAUCUCCUCAGCAACAACCACCACAGCAACAGCAACAGCAACAGCAACAUCAGCAGCAGCAGCAGCAACAGCAACAGCAACAACAUCAGCAGCAGCAGCAGCAACAGCAACAGCAACAACAUCAGCAACAACAGCACCAACAAAGGCAGAAAAUGAUGCAAUUACCACAGCAUCAACAGCAGCUCCUUGCUCAACAGCAAUUCAGGCAAUCUUCUAUGUCUGGACUGGGACAGCUACACAGUCAGCAUCAAAUGCAGUUCUCGCAACAACUGGGGUCUCAGCAAUUUCAAGGUAGGCAGCUGCCUUCUGGACCUAUUCAGCAUGGCAUUAGUCAAAGCCAACUCAACCAAGGAAAUCAGUUGAAUCGUCAUGCUAACCAGUUUUCUGGUCCUGCCAAUAGUGCAUUGUUUAAUGCUGCCCAGACGACACCAAAUACCCAGAUGGUCAGAUAUAUCCACGUCGCUUUCAAUUUUGCCCUUUACUUUCUUCAUGCCUGUUUUCUCUCCUGUUUCAUAAUAGCUGUAUGAGGAAAUGCCUUGUGAGUUUUGACCUGUACUGCAAGAGUUACCAAUGAUUAGUACUUAUUAGACACACAGGGUAGACUUCUUGUCUUUUGUUUGGUGAUGGUUGUCAUGUGGAGCAAUCUUUACCUAUUUUUCUAGGGUGACAUAUUUUUUUCUGUUGAUGUAGGGAAGGAUAAGAAUGCAAUGGCACCUCAGUCCUAAUUUUGUUCAAUUUUUCAGAUAUCAAACAUGUCAGCUAUGAUGCCAUCACAACCACUUCUGCCACGAAUGCAGGUUAGCUUUCUGAUUGCUUUACCUGCUUUUGUACAGAGCUGCUGUGGUCAUAACACCUUAUGAGGAUAACAAGUUCAACAAAUGAGGUGUCAUCUCAUAUUUACUGUCAUUUUAACUCGACCCCUUUAUAGAGAAAAGAACAAAUCACUUUUGCUUUCAUGUGAAUCCUUAGUAGGAUGACCUUCAUAAGUCAAGAAAUUGGAUAUCAUUCGGGUCCUAUAUAUGAGUAGUAUGACAUCCAUAAGUCAAGAUAGCUGUCACUUCCUAUUGGAUUAUGUUUUAGUGACAAUUACUUAGGACUUCUGAGUGAAUGAUAAUCCCAUUCUUGUGUGCAGCUUACCAUCUGGUAGAAAUGGUCUAACAUCGCUGGUUCUGGUUUCUGUCUUAACCACCCUGAACCUUGCCCAUGUGAUCUACCCGUAAUUAUAGUGAUGACUCUGAACCUUUCCCAUUUCGUGGACUUGCAAGAGGGGUGGUAAGAAUGGGUUAGCUGCAUUGAUGGGGUUUGUUCUUGAACUUCCAUUGGCCUGCUCCCCUGCUUGAUGAAAUGAAAAAUCAG